UUUAGAAAGCAAAGAGCAUGAUGUGUUUUGUUAUCUUCUGUUUAUAAAUAUUAUUAUUUAUUUUGAUAAAUAAUUUUUAAAAAAAUAAAUAAUGUCAGAAAGUGAGGUUGAUGGUGGAGCAGGUUGCAUAAGUGAAGUGACACUUGCAAUAAGUAAAGCCAGAAAUUCCAAUCAAACUAGUUCACGAAGAGGCUUAGAUAGUCCAGACUCUGAUGAAUCUGGACGUUCACAAUCAUUUACAGUACAGAGUUAUGAUUAUAAUGAGACAAAUACAAGUACAAAUAAUAAUAUAAAUAAUUCUAAUUUGGAAAAUAAUGCUGUGCCAGAUUUAUUUAAUUGUGAACAACUUAGAAUACCAAUUGUUGGAUAUGAAGUUAUGGAAGAGAGAGCAAGAUUUACGGUUUAUAAACUUAGAGUUGAAAUAAAAACUGGUGAAUGUUGGUUUGUUUUUAGAAGGUAUACUGAUUUUAGUAGACUAUUGUCACAAUUAAAAAGACAAAAAUUAUCUAUAUCAAAUUUAUUAUUACCAAGAAAAAAAUGGAUUGGUGAUAAUUUUGCACCAAGUUUUCUUGAAGAUAGAAUUCGUGGGCUUCAAAAAUUUGUCAAUGAUAUUUUAUCAAGUCCAAUUUUAAUUAGUAAUACAAGUGUACGAGAAUUUUUUUGUCUCAAUGAACCACCAGCUUUAUCUGAUACAGCUGAAGAAGCUAGAGCAAUUUUUGAAGCAUUGGAGGAUACAAUUUAUCAUUUAAGACAACAGUUAAGAGAAAAAGAUGCUGAAUUAAUAGCUGAAAAAAAAAUAACAAAUGAACUUCGAAUUAAAGUGGAGCAGUUAUUAAAAGAAAUGCAGCGAUGUCAAACUGAUGAAAAAGAAAAUUUCUCAGUCAAACUAUAGGUAGAACAUUAUUAAUAUAUACCUAUAAUUACGUAAACAAAAUUAUUUUUUAUUACAAUUUUAUAAUCACUUGUACAAUGUAAGUUGUGCAUAUUUUUAUAAUUAUAUUUAUGAGCUGGUAGCUAACAUUUAUUAAGAUUUUCUCGAGGAAAAGUAAAAAAAAUUAUUUUUGUUUUUUUUUUUUUUCGAUGGUUGAAUAUAAAAAAGUAAUAAGAUCUUAUACGGGUCUUAUGUUUUAUUGUGUUUUAACAAGUACUUCUAACCUUUGUUGUGUAAGUAUUUAAAAAAAUUUAUUCGAUAUGGCACGUACUUGGUUGAAUAAUAAGUAUCA
This is a messenger RNA of Aphidius gifuensis, 1223 nucleotides long. RefSeq names its product sorting nexin-16 (gene Snx16). The transcript has 4 exons. Gene Ontology annotation, molecular function: phosphatidylinositol binding. Gene Ontology annotation, biological process: early endosome to late endosome transport; protein targeting to lysosome; endosome to lysosome transport. Bases 92 to 892 code for a protein of 266 amino acids. NCBI's taxonomy places the organism in Eukaryota, Metazoa, Arthropoda, Insecta, Hymenoptera, Braconidae. Gene Ontology annotation, cellular component: early endosome; extrinsic component of endosome membrane; late endosome. The record is from RefSeq and is a predicted model, not a curated record.